UCAAACGUGGGUGAAAAAAGUUCGCAGAGAGUCGAGAUAAAAGUGAGUUUUCACGUGGAAAAAGGGCAAUUUGGCUGAAAAAUCGUGCUGGAUAUUCACUGUAGGCACACCACGGAGAAUGCUGUUAUGAGAUUCUUCUGGACAGAGAGAGAAUCCACGUGAAAUCCUCAAGAGAAUUCGUCCCCACCCGGAAAUGACGGCCAUGAAGGAGAACGUCGACCUGGAGUGCUUCCUCGUGACGAAGCACUCGUGGAAGGGCAAGUACAAGCGCAUCCUGGGCGUCGGCUCCACCGGAGUGUCCACCUACAACCCGGACAAGUUCGACCUGACCAAUCGCUGGCCGUACGGCGACGUGGUGAGCGUGGUGCCCAACAAGACGGGCAACAUCCACGAGUUCCAGCUGACGGUGCGCAAGGAGAAGAAGCUGGACACCAUCAAGCUGUCGUCGGAGUUCCGCAACGACAUCCUCACGUCCAUCCUGCGCUUCCACAAGGAGUUCGCCGAGAAGAUGAAGCCCGUGCAGAAGUACCAGGCCUACAAGCACCACUGGUCGGGCAUCAAUCUGCCCAUCGUGCUGGAAGUCACGCCGUACUCCCUGGACCAGCUCGAUCCGGCCACGGAGACCGUCAUGGCGAGCUACUGCUACAAAGACAUCGAGGGCAUCAUCGGCAUCCAGGACUACGAUGGUGGCAUUGUCGUGGCGUGCGGCGGUUUCAGUCGUCUGCAUCUGUUCAAGGCGCUGAAUCAUCAUGAAAUCGUGCAGAACAUCGUGCAGUGCUCAUCGCAGUUCCUCGCCUUUGACAUUAAAGUGCUCAAGAGUCAAAUCACGAUGGAGAGAUUCGAGCGAGAGCGCUUCGGGACGUACUCUGCUGAUCACUGUCAGACGUCCAUGUCGGAGUUCCUCGUGCAGAAGAUCACGCCGCGACACUCUGAGCAGACGAGACGCACGCUGUGCCUCACGGAGACGACGAUUCUCGAGAGGGACCCGCAAACGUACACGAUCUGCACGCUGAGACCGCUCACGGAGAUCUUUGCGCUGGUGCGCGAUCGUGAGAACAUCCAGAUGUUCUGCAUUGAGUACAGAAACGGUCUCGUGCGAACGUAUCUGACGAACGACAGGGAUUCGUUGCUUGCGACGCUUCUGGAUGCGGUGCGGUCGUGUGGGAAUCAGGAUGUUCACGUGAGGAUCUCGAAGACGCCGCGAGGAAAGCGCGUGGGACCGCUGAAUUGUCCGGUGGAUGAGGAGACGGAGAGUCAUCUUAUGCGAUUCGUGAUCAAUAAUAUUCAGAACUCGGCGAAACGCAUGGAGAUUCUGGAGAGAUUCAAUGCCAACAUUCCCUAUUCCGGGCUGAAUUACAGCGUGACGCAGGACAGUUUGUUUGCCGAGAACAAGGAGCGCCUGAUUGUGCAGGCGCUUCAGGCGCUGAGUCAGAAAGAAGUUGAUGGAGCGGCGCAAAUGACGAACUUGGAAGUGGAGGCGACUUUUCACGCCAUGCGGCGUCUGCUGGCCAGCAAAGUGGGAUUCGCCUCGUUUACAAACUUGCCGGGAUUCCGUGAGGCGAUCGGCGUGAGAGUUGUGUCGUCGCUGAGGCGAAAUGAUCUGGCCGUGACUUAUGCUGCCAUUGAUAUGAUCAAUUCCCUGAUGCACUCCAUGAAUGCGGACUUUGACCUGAAGCAGGAGCAGCUGAACAAGUUCUCGCUGCUGUCGUCGAAGAGCUUCCUCGAGAGCUUGCUAGAAAUGUGGACAGGACACGCGAAUCUUGGCAGCGGAGCUCUGGUGCUGUCGGCAAUGCUGGACUUCCUCACAUUCGCCCUGUGUGUGCCAUACAGCGAGACUACAGACGGGAAGCAGUUUGACAUUCUGUUGGAAAUGGUGGCGUCGCGCGGAAGAUCUCUCUUCAGGCUCUUCCAGCAUCCCUCCUUGGCCAUUGUGAAGGGCGCUGGAUUGGUGCUGCGGUCGCUGAUUGAAGAGGGAGGCCCGCAAGUGGCCAACCAAAUGCAGACUCUCGCCCUGGACGAAGCGGCGCUCUGUCGACAUCUCCUGAUAGCGCUGUACACGUCCAGCAAUGACACCACGAUGGCCACGCAUCGACAGCUCUCGCGGCACUUAGUGGGACUCUGGAUCACGGACAAUGACGACGCCAUGCAGCUGCUGCAGAGAAUCUUCCCAGCGGGAUUGCUGAUGUUCCUGGAGAGUGAAGAUGAGGUGCCGAAGACGGACGUUGAGGAGGACAAGUUGAACUUCAGGGACAACCUGAAGUUGGCGAUUCAGCACUCCAACAAGGGCGCGCGGAGUGUGAUUGAGAAGCAUCUGGAGGGAAUCAAGCACUGGGGCCUUAAUCUGAUCGAUCGCCAGGAGAAGGUGAAGCAAGCGAUGAAGAACAGGCCAAUUGUGCUGCGCAACAGGCGACAGAAGAAGAAGGCGACUGAGAGUGUGAUGAAUCUGCCGCUGUUCUUCUUCCAGUUCCAGCAGAAUCACACGAUGCCCAACUUGAUCUGGAAUCACAAGACGCGCGAGGAGUUGCGAGCGGCGCUGGAGAAUGAGUUGAGGCAGUUCUCCAAUGAUAAGGAUCUGUCAGGGAGUUUGCUGGUGGCGUGGAAUUACGAGGAGUUCGAGGUGCAGUAUCAGUGCUUGGCGGAUGAGAUUAAGAUUGGGGAUUACUACAUACGAUUGAUUCUGGAGAGGGACGAUUGGCCGCAGAAUCUCGUCACGGAUCCUGUGGAGCUGUUCAAUGCGCUGUACAGGAGAGUUUUGUGUCGGAACCGCGUGAAUGACGACCAGCUGACGGUGACGUCGCUCCAGGCGCUGGCCAAAGUGUACAGGCGGUAUCACGAGGAGAUUGGCUUCUUCAGCGACAUGCCCUACAUUCUCCAGAUGCUGGACAGAUGCUUGUCGCCGGCGCUGAGAGACGCUCUGCUCAAUCUAGUGCGUAAUCUCGUGCUGAACAAGGCGAACUGUCGACCGCUCACGGAUCACGUGAACUGUCUGGUGGAUUUGAUCACGCUGGCGCAUUUGCAUCGCGGCCGGGCGCUGCCCAACACCAAGACUAACGUCAUCGAGGCGGGACCGAACAUGACGUGCUACGAGGAGAAGGAUUGGUACUACAAUGUGGAGAAGGAGGGCGAGAAGCCCGAGAGAUGCGGACCCGUGACGUUCAGCGACCUGAAGGAGUUGUGGAAGAAGGGCGCACUCAAUCCGCGCACGCGAUGCUGGGCCAUUGGCAUGGACGGAUGGCGGUCUCUGCAGCAGAUUCCACAGCUGAAGUGGUGUCUGAUGGCCAAGGGAACGGCGCUGUACAACGAAACUGAGCUGGCCUCGCUUGUUCUGGACAUUUUGAUCAAGUGCACGAGUUUCUUCCCGAGUCGCGCUCGUGAUGGUGCUGCUGUUCUGAUUCCUGGACCAAAACUGUCCAGGAAACUGUCGGAAUUCAUCUGUUUGCCGCAUAUUGUCCAAGUUUGCCUGACACACGAUCCGGGAUUGCUUGAGAGAGUCGCCACACUUCUCUGUCAGAUCAUGGAGGACAAUCCGGAGAUGCCGAAGGUUUAUCUCACGGGCGUGUUUUACUUCAUGCUGAUGUACACGGGCAGCAACAUCCUCCCGAUCGCGAGAUUCCUCAAGAUGACACACAUGAGACAGGCGUUCCGCGGCGAGGAAACUUCCCAGUCUGGCAUCAUGCAUCGCAGCAUCCUGGGCCAACUGCUGCCUGAGGCGAUGGUGUGCUUCCUGGAGAAUCACAGUGCGGAGAAGUUCGCUGAGAUCUUCCUUGGGGAGUUUGACACGCCGGAAGCCAUCUGGAAUUCGGAGAUGAGGCGACUCUUGAUUGAGAAGAUCUCCGCACACAUUGCAGACUUCACGCCGCGGCUGAAAGGACACACAAUGGCGAGAUAUCCUUAUCUGGCGAUACCGAUAAUCAGCUAUCCACAGCUGGAGAAUGAGCUCUUCUGCCACAUCUUCUACCUGAGGCAUCUGUGUGACACUAUCAAGUUCCCCAAUUGGCCGAUUCCGGAUCCUGUGCAGCUGCUGAAGCACACAUUGAUUGCCUGGCGCAAUGAAGUGGAGAAGAAACCGCCACAAAUGACGGUUCAGCAAGCGUACGAAGAUCUGGGAAUUGACCUCACGAAGACGCCUAAUCCGGAGGAAUCGCAGAUUCGGAAGAGUUACUAUCGACUGGCACAGCUGUAUCAUCCGGACAAGAACCCGAAAGGACGUGAUAUCUUCGUGAGAGUGAAUCAAGCUUAUGAGUUCCUGUGCGCGCGAACUGCAAUGACGGACGGACCGAGUCCCAGCAAUAUUGUCCUGAUUCUUCGCACGCAAUCGAUUCUCUUCGACCGAUACGCCGAGGAAUUGCGGCCGUACAAGUACGCCGGCUAUCCGCAGCUCAUCAAGACGAUCAGGCUGGAGACGAAGGACGAGCAGCUCUUCUCCAAAUCUGUGCCGCUGCUCAGUGCGGCCGCUGAGCUGUGCUAUCACACAGUCCACUGCUCGGCGCUGAAUGCUGAAGAGCUGAGGCGAGAGGAGGGCAUCGAAGCGCUGCUGGAAGCCUACUCGCGGUGCGUGUCCAUCAUGGGUGCGGAUUCGAAGCCGGAGUCGCUGCACUAUCAGGUCAUAUCGAACAUCACGAUGUGCUUCGAGGUGGCGUGCAACUUUGAGAACUGCAAGAAGAAGAUCCUGGAACUGCCGCAACUGGUCGUGGACGUGUGCAGAGUGGUGUACUUCAAGCACACCUUGUCUGUGGGCUUGGUGACGAGUCUGGCGGCGAAUAAUCUCGAUCUGCAAUCGCAACUGGUGAAGAAUGGCGUGAUGUGGUCACUGUUGCUCUUCAUGUUCGACUAUGAUUACACGCUGGACGAGAGCGGCGUGGCUACGGAUGAGAAGUCGAACAACCAGAAAGUGGCGAAUAAUCUGGCGAAGAUGUCAAUUCUGGCGUGUGCUUCGCUAGCUGGCUACGAGAUGACGAAUCUGGCGAAGCCCAAACUGUCUACAUCUUCUCCGCCUCCGGUUCAGCCAAAGACUUCAGCGGCGAGUCAGGCGAACUCGAAUUACCAGGGUGGCACGAAUCUCGCUCUGCGCAACACGUACAACACCCAGGCGAGGAAUCUCGUGCAGAGUGAAAAGAAGGGCAACUUCAAGUCGUACGUGGAGGGCGAGGAGGCGGUGGCCGAGGAGGCGCUGCCGGAGGAGGAGAAGAAGGUCGAGACGGCGAAGGAGGAACAGCAGAAAUAUGCGAUAAAUGGGUCGCCGGAGAAUGUGGUGGUGAAGAAGAUACUCGAUAGACUCGUGACGCCGUUCGUGGCUAAUAAGUUCUCCAGUGAUCCGGCUGCGGAUGUGCUGAAGAUGCUGACGUCAAACACGAGGAAUCCCUACCUGAUUUGGGACAAUGGCACUCGGGCGCAAUUGAUUGAUUUCCUCGAGUAUCAGAGAACAACGAGCUCCAAAGAACAAUAUGACGAUGUUACGGAUAUCUAUGCCAUUGUCGAGGGAUUCACCUUUGAUGCUCACAAAGACGAGCUUGUUAUUGGAGGAAUCUUCAUUAGAAUCUACAUCGAUAUGCCAACAUUUCCCAUCAUCAAUCCCAAAACUUUUGUGAUUGAUUUGCUGGAGUUCCUGAAGCAAGGCUACAAUUUUCUGCUCGGCCAGCGCUCGCGACAGCCUCUGACGCCAGCCCAGCUGAUGACCUCCACUGUGCCGCUGCGGCCGAUGAGGGUGGGCCAGAAGAAGAUGCCGGAGAUUGACGGCGUGCUGUCGGAGUAUGCAAAGUCGCGGACGAAGAAUUCGCUGGCCGAAGAACAACAACAGACGGCGAAGUAUGACUUUGCGGCGGAUCCUAAUGCGAUUGAGCACAUUGUGAUGGUGCUGAAGGCACUGAUUGCAGUGAUCAAGAGCAAUCCCAAUGUGGAGAUUCAGUGCAUUGGACACUUUGAGAUGCUCUUUGGCUUCUUGUCGCGCAAUCUCUGCGAUCGCGAUGGUGUUAUCAAGCCGCUGGCGUUGGAGAUUGUGUCGCUGGUGUCGAGAAACAAGGAGUGUGUUAGCGAUAUUGCCGCUUGUGAGAUUCUGGGACAAUUCCUGGUGGCUCUGAAGGACAGGGAUUUGGCGGAGGUGCAGGUGAGAGUGCUGGAGACGCUGAGUGGCCUGAUAAAUGUGCAGCAAAUGGUGAAGGAGGCGCAGAUGAAGGGCAGCGUGAUCUACUUGCUUGAUCUCUUCUGCAACUCUCGCCAUCCGAACAUCCGCGAAGCGAGCGCUGAGAUUCUCUCCAAGCUCACAGCGGAUAAAUUGAGUGGACCGAAAGUGAGGAUUUCCGUGUGCAAAUUCUUGCCGGCUGUUUUCCUGGAUGCCAUGAUUGACUCGCCACCGAUUUCUGUGCAAAUGUACGAAUCAACGCACGAACAUCCCGAGUUGAUAUGGAAUGACAAGACGCGCGAGAGGGUCAGUGAUGCCGUGACGGACAUGGCGAAUAGCUUCUAUGUGCAGCAGAAAGACAAUCCGAAGCUUCUGUGGAAGGAUCCGGAGAUCCUGCAGGACAUCGUGACGAGCGAAUUGGUCGUCUCUGGUGUCUAUUUGCGGCUGUUCGUGGCCAAUCCGGGAUGGACGCUGCGCAAACCCAAGCAAUUCCUCUCCGACUUGCUGGACUUUGUGGUGGAGAACAUCAGCAAGAGUGGCGGCGAGAAGCAGAAAGAUGUGCUGGACGUGUCGACAACGGCUCUUGUCUCCCUCCUGAAUGCUCAACCAAACCUGGCCGAUGCCAUUCCCGUUCUCGGCCACAUUCCCAAAUUCUUUCGUCAAUUGUCAGUUCAACCGAAGAGUGCUUUAACUGUUCUGCAUCAAUUAUCACUUUCCGAUAUCUGCGUGGCUGCCAUUGCACAGACGGAGUGCAUUGAAUCGCUGAAGAAGUGCAUGGAGAAUAACAGGGAACUCACGGCGACGACGUGCGAGACGCUGAGUCGAAUGUUCAAGUGUCAGCACGAUUCGCUCAUCAGGCAAUCGCUGGAGUGCAAAUUGAUUCCGUAUCUGUUGAAUCUUCUCACCACACGCCUCGAGUUGGGCGACAAUCCGGCGAUGGUGAAGGCGCAGAUUGUGGCGGCGUUGAAAGCCAUGACCAAUAAUCUCAACUAUGGCGAUCGCGUGAAUGAGAUUCUCAACGCGAGUCCCAUUUGGGCGGAGUUCAGGGAUCAGAAGCACGAUCUCUUCAUCACAGACACCAACAUUCGCGGAUAUUUGACGGGAGUAAAUUCAACGGCUGGAUACCUGACGCAGGGUCCGAGCAAGAAUGUUGAAGUACUUACUUCACCGCCGCCCAUCGAUCGCGAUGAUCCUCUAGCCAGGAAUUCUGUUGAGUAGCGAGUAUACAAGGAGUGACGGAAAUAUGUAUGAAAUCUUAAGUAGUUUUUUGCACAGACAGUGUGUGUAUGUUUGGUAUUCCACCGCAAUACCAAUUAUGUAAAAUUAUGUGAUAUACUUGCAUAGAUAUUUUAUACAAGAAAAAACGGGAGAGAAAGUGAAGAAAAUAACACCCCAAAAAAAGAAGAAGUCUUCAUGAUCAGGAGGAAGAGGUGGAAAUGUGACAGUUUUCCGCUCUUCCACUGUUGAUCAUAUGGAGAGGAAAAAAAGAGAGUUGAUUUAGGACAUGAAACUAUCAAAGAAACAAACAAAUUUAUCAAUAACUUUCUAAUUAUUUUUUCAUACACAUGUUAAGUGUGAGAUGAUUAGCAUGUAAAAUUUGCUAAAUGAUUUACAGAAGAGAUAAAAAGAAAAAAUUCAAGUAUUAGAUGAAAGAGUGAAUUGAGAAUUUUAUUCUUGAUUUGACUUUUCAGUAAAUUAGCUGAAAAGUCACAAUCAAGACUAGAAUUUUUGCAGAGAAAAAAAAAACAUUCAUUUUGCUAAUAAGAAUAAAACACACUAUAAAUUGAA
Messenger RNA from Phlebotomus argentipes, 7906 nucleotides. RefSeq names its product dnaJ homolog subfamily C member 13 (gene Rme-8). NCBI's taxonomy places the organism in Eukaryota, Metazoa, Arthropoda, Insecta, Diptera, Psychodidae. The transcript has 8 exons. The coding region runs from base 194 to 7336 and encodes 2380 amino acids. Gene Ontology annotation, cellular component: endosome membrane. Gene Ontology annotation, biological process: regulation of early endosome to late endosome transport; receptor-mediated endocytosis; endosome organization. The record is from RefSeq and is a predicted model, not a curated record.